UCAGGACGGGACCUCCAACUUCUCAUCCUUGCUUCUUCUAUCUGAACAAGUUCAGGAGAGCAGCACAGCAGGGAGGAACUCAGGAACCAAGUAGCAAUUCAAUUGACGAGGAUGGAUUCGGCGGAGAGAUCCAAGAAGAGAAUGCAGCUAUGGCGGAAGGGCAAAGCCGCCGUCGUCCAGCUCGCCAUCUGCUUCGCCAUCGGCGCCCUCGCGCCACUUGCCGGCACCAGCAGCCAGUCGGUAGCCAUUCUCCGCGCUUCAUUUCUUCCAUCUCUCAAUGUUCAGCACGCGCCUGCCGUCCCUGACCUGGGCCUCCUGCUGAUCGUCACCGUCACGCGUCCAGACAACGACGGUGACGGCAUGUCGCAGGAGGCGGCGCUGACGAGGCUGGGCCACACGCUGCGGCACGUCGAGCCGCCAAUGAUAUGGAUCGUGGUCGGAGCCAAGAACAGGUCGGCAAGCGCCGUCCAGGUGCUGCGUGGCACUGGCGUCACCUUCCGGCAUCUCACCUAUGCCAUCGAGAACGCCACCGGUGCCGGCGAUGAUGAGGGCCGACAGAGGAACGUGGCCCUGAGCCACAUCGAGCGGCACCGGCUGAACGGCGUCAUCCACUUCGCCAGGGCUUCCGGCGUGUACGAUCUCCGCUUCUUUCAGCAGCUCAGGCAGACUCGAGGCAUUGCAGCAUGGCCAACAGCAGCCGUGUCAUCAGCAGACCAGAGAGUGACAAUGCAAGGACCAACCUGUGACUCAUCACGGAUCACAGGCUGGUACUCAAAAGACUCGAGCUCCAACGACACACAGGCACCACCACCUGUGUCUGCACAAGAUGCAAGUGCAGUCCACAACAGCUCUGGUAUAUCUCCUGAAAUACACUUCUCUGGGCUUGGGUUCAGGAGCUCAAUACUCUGGGAAUCGGAAAGGCUCAUCAACAAGAACAACUCAUCAGGAGAGCAAACUCAGGAUUUCAUCCAGUUUGUACGACAAAUGGCAGUCGGUGAUGGAGAAACACAGAAGGGCAUCCCUUCCCAUUGCUCCGAAUCUCAGAUAAUGCUUUGGCACCUUGAUAUGCCAAGGUACACUCCACAAGUUGAAGAACAGGACACUCAAAAGACGCGAAGUCCAGUGGAGAAAGACGAAGAUGACUAUAUGACAUGAUUAUUGCAAGCUAGAAGAACCAUGUGGCUGUAUAGCUAUCACAAUAGAAUAGACAGAUGGACAAAUAUCAUGUGCAACUCAACACAGGGCAACUUCAUGUAUAUAGGUUAUUCCAGAACCAGCAUAACCGGGUCUUCAAGUGUCAAAUAGUAAAAGGACCAGCUGUGCCGAAGAUGGUCCAAUGUUCGUUGUCCAGAGAUUGUAGUAACCCAUCAA
This is a messenger RNA of Brachypodium distachyon (stiff brome), 1371 nucleotides long. Its product is annotated as probable glucuronosyltransferase Os01g0157700. Gene Ontology annotation, cellular component: Golgi membrane. NCBI's taxonomy places the organism in Eukaryota, Viridiplantae, Streptophyta, Magnoliopsida, Poales, Poaceae. Gene Ontology annotation, biological process: glucuronoxylan biosynthetic process; plant-type secondary cell wall biogenesis. The coding region runs from base 112 to 1155 and encodes 347 amino acids. The record is from RefSeq and is a predicted model, not a curated record. The transcript has 3 exons. Gene Ontology annotation, molecular function: galactosylgalactosylxylosylprotein 3-beta-glucuronosyltransferase activity; xylosyltransferase activity.